AUUAUGACACAGUAAGGAUGACGGGGCUAAUCCUGGCCAUUGUCAUGUUUAUUCUGGGGAUUGUCGUUGCUCUUAGUAACAAAUUCAAAUGUAAACAAAGGAAUGCAAACGCAUCCGAUUCUGAUGGGAGGCAGCCGCUACAGACCCAGACUCCCGGUGGUAGCGUAUAGUCCCACCAGUCUUGUGCGAUUCCUCCUCAUUUCUGCUGUUGGAUCCAGUCUCUGCACCCCCCUCCCCGGGGGGGAAGAUGGAAGAGUCUGCUCCUACCACAUCAAUGUCCCAGAUAGCGUGUUCAAUGCAUGCGUGAAUUCCCCUUAUGCGUGACGUCCCUCCCCCCGCCCCUCUGCACACAGAGCUUCCAUUAUUCAAACAAGAGGAGAUUUUGACACGCCGUGCCCCCCCUACCUCCCGACAACAAAAAGCUGCAAGACCCCACACAGGCAGACAGGGGGCGCUGCAGUCCCACACUGAGAAACUUGCACAGCACAAAGUACAACAAAAAUAACUCUUGUAGAACCUGCAACAGAAAAAAAUAGCUGCCAAGAGAGAAAAUAGACCUAGUAUUUUCACACGGACAGACACGACACAACACGGACACGGACACACACACGGACAUGGACACGGACAUGGACACGGACACGUUUGCGCACUACCUCCUUUUAAAGAUGUUAAUAAAGUUUAUUUAAAAAAAAAAAUCUACUAUUACAUAGGGCAGAGUAGGACCUGAACACUCGACAUCGAGUGUUAACGAGGCUUCGGCAGUCACCCCCGUCAAGUAGAAACCCAACCGUAGCUACAGUUUUACUAAAUUGCAUCUCGAAACUGGUGCAAGUUCAUCCUCGGUUGCCUCAGUGUAUCGGUUUUCGGUAACGUUUGGCCGCCGCCUCCCUUCCCUUUGGGUCAUCGAACUACGACACGGGCAAGGGCGCGGUUGGCUGGAGGCAAUUGUUAAAGGGGGGUUGACUUUCAGCAGUUUUCAGAGGCGAGCUUAACCCGGGAAGCUUAAAGGGCCCAGGUAACCCCCCCAAAGUUGAUGUUUACCGUCGGAGGUCAUCAGGAUGAAACCCAACCGACAUCCUACCUAUCCUACCUACCCUACCUACCUCUCUGGAGGAAAAAAAAAAGUCAGUAGCUAUAGGCUCAGCUUCCACAGGAAGAGUGAGACUCUGGUGAUGAAAGCCCUGGCCGAUGUGUGUAUGGGGGGGGGGGGGGGGGGAUUUAGCCUGAUGGCCCCCAUAACUGACACAUCAGGGAGGUGUGGCAAUGACUAAGCCGGAGGGGAACCUGCGAGAUAACGACCCACCUAAAAGUAUGGCAGCUCCUUUUGUGUGUGUGCGAAAUCUGCCUAGCAACAGCUUAUAGACGUCUACUGGAUUCACCGCCCCGCCCCCUUACCCCGCCCCCGACUCCGCCCGAAGGUCUCUCUUUCUCUCUCUCUCUCUCGCGCCAAAAUGAGUAUAAUGAUGGGUGGACCCAAGAACAUGACACUCCCCCUCCCCUUUUAUUUAUUUGUAUAUAGCAUGUGACAUAAAUAAUAUAUAUCUAUAUUAAUAUAUUGCUGGAAGAGAAGGUAUCUAUAUAUAAAGAUAUAUGCGCAUGGCGAGAUAUGCAAAGCAGUUUUUUUGGUUUUUUUUUAGUUCUUUUUCUUUGUUGGAUUUAUUUUUUUGCUCUCCCUCCCCGAGACGCCAGUAAAAAUGAUAUUUCUAUAUU
Messenger RNA from Rana temporaria (common frog), 1710 nucleotides. Its product is annotated as sodium/potassium-transporting ATPase subunit gamma-like. Lineage: Eukaryota; Metazoa; Chordata; Amphibia; Anura; Ranidae. Gene Ontology annotation, cellular component: membrane. The record is from RefSeq and is a predicted model, not a curated record. Gene Ontology annotation, molecular function: sodium channel regulator activity. Gene Ontology annotation, biological process: regulation of sodium ion transmembrane transporter activity.